Aureobasidium pullulans EXF-150 is the source of this 1023-nucleotide messenger RNA. RefSeq names its product RTA1-domain-containing protein. The record is from RefSeq and is a predicted model, not a curated record. Gene Ontology annotation, cellular component: membrane. Bases 1 to 1023 code for a protein of 340 amino acids. Lineage: Eukaryota; Fungi; Ascomycota; Dothideomycetes; Dothideales; Saccotheciaceae. The transcript is spliced from 2 exons.
AUGUCCGACUCAAACGACGGAGAAAUCAACUUCGUUCUCUACCAUUACACGCCAUCAAUCGUAGCCGCCAUCAUCUUUGUUGUGCUUUUUGCACUCGGAUUCUUCGGACAUGUGUUUUACAUCUUCAAGCUGCGUGCUCGCUAUUUCAUUCCAUUCACCAUUGGUGUGCUGCUCGAAUGUCUUGGAUACGUUGGACGUGCUCUCUCACACAGCGACAAGGAAGCUCUAGGGCCUUUCAUCAUGCAAAGUCUUCUGAUUCUCGUCGCACCUGCACUGUACGCAGCCUCGAUCUACAUGGUUCUCGGUCGCAUCAUCCGCCGUCUUGAUGCCGAAGAGUACUCGGUCAUCCGCACCAAGUGGCUGACCAAGGUCUUCGUCAUUGGCGACGUCUUCUCCUUCCUCGUCCAAUCCUCUGGUGCUGGACUUCAGGCCAAGGGUGAUCUCGACUCUUUCAACCUCGGAAAGAACAUUGUCAUCGCUGGUCUCAUCAUCCAGAUCAUCAUCUUUGGCUUCUUUGUAAUUGUGGCCGGUCUAUUCCACGUCCGCGUCAACAAGCUCCCCACCGGUGCAUCCGUCGAUUCAAACUUGAGCUGGCGCAAACACAUGUACAACCUUUACUUCUGCAGCGCCAUCAUCCUUAUUCGCAACCUCAUCCGUGUGGUCGAGUAUGCUCAAGGAAACAACGGCUACAUCAUCACUCACGAGUGGAUGCUUUACAUCUUCGACGCUGUCUUCAUCUUCUUGGUCACCGUUGCUUUCCUUGUCUUGCACCCCAGCAAGCUUUUGGGCAGCGGGCGUUUCCCUGCUCGUCCUUCAAGCGAUCCCCAGCUCUAUGCCAUGGAGAGUGGUCGUAGCCAGGUUAGAUCACACCGCCGCCAUUCCAAGCAUAGACACAGUCGUACUCAUUCGCAUUCUAGACACCCCCACAAACAUCAUCAACACCAUUCAGCAAGACCGAGAGGCCCUAGAUCUCCUCAUCGAUCUUCGAAGCAUGAUCGCCGAAGGAUAUCGCGCGAAACAUGA